GCCUCUUUCUACAAUUGGAAGGACUGUAUUCUAUGUCAAAUCAUCCUAUCACGGUUGUGGCGUCGUCAUCAUGACUAGGCAACGAUUCACCCAAGUUGGGGCACGGAAACCACGAGUCGUCAAUGCCAUGAUGAACCCCUCCACCACAAACGAGAGCCGUUUCCUUGACACUCAUCUCAACGAUAUCAAUUCUUCAUCAAAUUACCCCAAUCCAUAUUGUACACGGAUAUCGGCAACCUGGGAAAUACUUAAAGAUGAAAUCCAAGAACCCCGCUCUAUGCGACCACCUACCCGCCACUUACGAGGAUGGUAUAUAUCAAGAUGAAUCGGAUAAUUCCCGGGGCGUUCCAGUAGCAUCAAGCAGUAGGCCAAACCAAAGUCAGUACGCCUACGAUGACCUGCCGCCGUCAUAUGAGGAGACUCCUCUGUUGACCGGACCUCGAUAUCAAUCGGGGCCAAAAUCACAAUUGCAAUCAGAACCUCGAAUGCGAAGGAGAUGGUAUACGUCAGUACCAACAAUCAUACAGUUCCUCAUUAUACAAUUUCUAACCUCCCUGUGACAGGCCACCUCCCGAUUUACCCUUUUCUAGCCCCAGCAGAAAUCCAACAAAUGUUCAAACAUACUUCCCCGAUUACUCGACCGACGCUGAAACUCUGCGACAAAUGAUAUACGAUCAAGCCUCAUACACGCCAACCUACUAUAUGGAGCUGAAGGGAACGCAUACGGAAACUACAUACCGUCGCCAAUCAAAUGGAUUUACGAUUGGGAAUAACGGGGGCCGAGGUCAUAACCAUAAUGAAGAUAACAAUACCGAAUCACAAAGCUCAACUACCAUUACGGACUUCUUUAUUCGUAUCAAUAUGACCGAUCUUCUCAGCGCAGGCGCAAAUGUCGGUGGCGAGUUACAUCUUCUCGCAGAUAAUCAAAAAGGCUUCCGGGGAGGUAUUACAAAACGUCUCCAGCCAAGUGUCGCCUCCCCAGAUAUUGAUAACCAACACGAGGAGUUGAAAGCGUGGUGCGACAAGUAUGUUACGGACCCCUCGUUGAAAUCAUUUACAAUGAAGCGGGAAGUCAGUAAUCAUGAUACCAAAAAGCUGGAAGCCCUCCUUCGUUCUGCUGUUGCAUCCACGAACUAUCGAGGCCAUGUCUCCGUCUCUUUCCCAAUUACCCACCAGGCCGUGAUUGUGUACAGCCCGGGUUGGGUCAAUAAGUUACGCAUGAGGUGGUGGAUACGAUGGUUUUUUUAUCUUACAUUUCUUUGGAUUUUCAGUUGGCUGUACCUUUUUCUCGCCACAUCUAGAUACGAGGUUGUCAAGGUUGUUUUUCCUUACGCCGAUGUAUCUCCUGAAGACGCAUCCUACGGUUCAGAGCGAACGCCCACAGUGAUGAGUGAGACUGAGUGGUUUCACCUGUGGGAGAUGUCCAUUAAGCGGGGCGUUUUUGCGAGGUUGAACUGCCAAGCUUCUGAAAUGGACGACGAGUACCGACUCACAACGGAUCGACUGCUCGAGUCAAACCAUAUCAUUGGGCAGGAAAAUCCCUUUCAUAAUCUAUCUGGUGGGGGUUACGGGUCAAGGCACAUAGGGUUCGGGGCAUUUGGGUUCAGCAUUCAGUUUCCCGGGCAGUGGCAACAGCGGGAAGGUUGGGGAUACGAUUGCUAAAGUACUUUUCCUGUCGUUAUUCAUUCGAACAAGAAGUAAAAUCUAUCUAUAUAAACUGCCAUGAUAUCAC
Hymenoscyphus albidus is the source of this 1732-nucleotide messenger RNA. The record is from the annotation of a GenBank genome assembly. Lineage: Eukaryota; Fungi; Ascomycota; Leotiomycetes; Helotiales; Helotiaceae.